Molecule: messenger RNA, 1167 nt
Organism: Laetiporus sulphureus 93-53
Lineage: Eukaryota; Fungi; Basidiomycota; Agaricomycetes; Polyporales; Laetiporaceae
Exons: 6
Coding region: 1-1167 (388 amino acids)
Source: RefSeq, a predicted model, not a curated record
AUGGGAUUCAAGUUCCUGCGAAGAGCCCGUGACGCUAUCAAGAAGAAGAUUCCUUUCGUUAAGAUGAUAGUCGUGCCGCAUCCUGACCUUCCGCGUAGUUGGUAUGAGCAACAACGAGAAUGGUCCUGUUCAUCACAGCUCUGCACGCCCGCGAAUACCCAAGGAUGGUGGAACGAGAAUCACGACCCCACAUAUCAUUAUCCACGAACGGAUUCCUUCAUCCGCCAAGGAACGUCAUGGAGACAUGAUAGUGAACCUGACCACGAACAUGACAGAGAGACCGCAAAUUGGAUUACCGAACGAUGCGUCGAGGAAGCAUGUCAUUUUCGGACAGAACCUGACUCAGUGGCUCCCAUAGCACGCCUGACGCGCCCACGACUGCCAGUCGAACUGCAUGACUGGAAAUACAAGUAUGCUCCCAAUCUGCUUGACAAAUUGCCUGGGCCUGAAGACGCCCAGCAACCGCCCUGCUCAUGUGCGAGCUGCCAAGCGAACACAGAGGUUUACACAUACGAUCCCCACUCAGACGCCGAAGACUCCAAUUUAUCACAAGAGCAGCAAUUUGGGAGCCAUCUUGACCACUCGGAGUGCGACACAUUCGUCGAUGAGGAUUUGGAGCAGUUACCGACCGCAGUAGAAGCCUCCUCCGAUAUGCAGCGCACGAACCGCAGCGAAGCGAAAGCGAGGAAAUCAGAAGGGAGGCAUCGCAGCCAAUCGUUCUCUAAGCAACGAAGGCAUACACCAUACCAUGGCAUUAAGUCAUCAUCCAAGUCGGCAGCUCCGUCGAGACUAGCGGUGCCACCGGUAGAUGGAAGGUGCCGAGACUCGGGGAAUCAGCAGGUUGCGGAGUCGAAGAAGACGGCCGACAAUGUUGCCGUUACGAGAAAAUGGGAUUUUGAACGCCGAUCGUACAGCACAAGCGAAGAAUCCACGGGCGACGAUCAGAGAGACUUUGAGCGACUCCCCCAUACUGAAGACCCGGAGAAAGAGCGACAAUGUCAGCUGAUGGGCGGAGCCGUACUCGACGUCGAAGACCCUGACUUCACGAAAGGCGCGGGAGCGCUCGGGAAGGCCGAGGACACUACGCCGCUUUGUAGUUCAUCACAGGAAUUGUUUGAUGUCUCAGAUCCCUGGCUUGCGAUACUCUCUGUGGAAGGUCCUGGGUAG